Populus trichocarpa (black cottonwood) is the source of this 2112-nucleotide messenger RNA. Its product is annotated as AT-rich interactive domain-containing protein 6. Gene Ontology annotation, molecular function: DNA binding. Gene Ontology annotation, cellular component: nucleus. Lineage: Eukaryota; Viridiplantae; Streptophyta; Magnoliopsida; Malpighiales; Salicaceae. The record is from RefSeq and is a predicted model, not a curated record. Gene Ontology annotation, biological process: regulation of transcription by RNA polymerase II.
UUUAUUUAUAUAUACACACACACAAGAAAGGAAAGCAUAGAGGGAAAGAACAAAAAAAAAAGGAAGGAAAAUCCUGACUCCCACGGCCAUGGAUUUCCUCUGCUAGUUACCACCUUGUCUUUCUUCUCGCAAAUUAACUGUCUUUUUUGAGAAAUUAAAAGAAUUCGCUAAUCGAAACGUCGUUCCUUUGGGUCUGGCACGGACGGCACGAUACGACACCUUCUACGUUCGCCGGAAAAGACUUGAUUUCACCCUUCUCUGCCUUCCUCUUUACCUGCAUUGCUCGCUUUCUGCUCAAACUCAAAACCCUAACACGCUGCCGUUCGCUCUAUUCUCUUUCAAGCUCUACCUCUCUCCGCUUCUGUUAUCUCCCAAAGGGUGUGAGCUGGACGAAAAAGAAAAAAAGCGAAAUGAAAGAUAGUGAAAUGGUUGCUGUGCAAGACUUGCCGGGAGACUCGGAUGCUAACAAGCCUUCUGAUGCCACUGUUAAAGAGCAAGAAGAAACUGCUGAUGUUUCGGAGGAUCAAGAGCCGAAUGAAAAUAGGCAGGCAUCAGUUGCUGACGAUGACAACACUGUGAGUUUGGCAACUGAUGUUCCUAUGACUGACACUACAGCUUUGCCUGAUGAUGGGAAAACUGCUACGGAUGAAAAUAUUAAUCGGCGAGUGGUGGAAGAGAAAACUGAUGGAGAUGAUGGCUCCUCUGUUCAAAACCAGCCACAAACGGCUACUCCAUCUACCCAAAGGAGGUGCUCAACUCCUAGAACAAAGCUUGAUAGUGCGGCAAAGUCCAAAAAUGUAUGGACUGAUAUGAAGAUGGGGGAGACUGAUGUUGCCGGGACCCUAGAGGAGCAAGCUGCAUUCAUGAAGGACCUGGAGAUUUUUUAUAAGCAGAAUAUCAUGGAUUUCAAACCCCCUAAGUUUUACGGAGAGCCAUUAAACUGCCUGAAGUUAUGGAGGUCUGUGAUCAAACUGGGUGGCUAUGAAGUGGUUACCGCAAACAAGUUGUGGCGGCAAGUGGGAGAGUCUUUCCACCCUCCCAAGACUUGCACAACGGUGUCUUGGACAUUCCGCAUUUUCUAUGAGAAGGCAAUUCUGGAAUGUGAAAAGAAUAAGAAGGAAACUGGUGAGCUCCAACUUCCCAGUCCACCCCUGCAUCAGGCUACCAGUGUCGAAAAGGAGACAAGAGGGUGCCAAGCAACUGGAUCAGGCAGGGCAAGAAGGGAUGCUGCUGCUCGUGCUAUGCAGGGUUGGCAUGCUCAGCGUCAUCUUGGACAUGGUGAGGUUAGUGAGCCAAUUGUUAAGGUCAAGAGCUUGAAUUUUUCAAGACGUGAAAAGCCUCACAAAAUUUUCGGUUUUCACAAACAGAAGACAGAUGAGAGACCUGUGAAUGCUGAAACAGAUAAGGAAGUGGAUACUGAAAUCGUUGAUAGGCCCCCUGCUGACUGGGUGAAGAUCAAUGUGUGGGAAAGUAAAGAUUGCUAUGAGAUAUAUGCUUUAGUCCCCGGACUUCUGCGUGAAGAGGUCCGAGUACAAUCAGAUCCUGUAGGGCGUCUGGUUAUAACAGGUCAACCAGAGCAGCUAUACAAUCCUUGGGGUAUAACACCGUUUAAGAAGGUUGUGAGCUUACCUUCGAGAAUUGAUCCACUUCAGACAUCUGCUGUUGUUAGCUUGCAUGGACAACUCCAUGUUCGUGUCCCAUUUGAGAACAGAUCAGCCUGACUCCCUCCUCGUGUGAGUUGGAUAUAUCCACUAAUUUUUCUGGGUAGAAAUGCCAAGUUUUGGGAGAGACAGAGGCUCGAAAGGGAAUGGCUGAGAUUGUUUUUGUUCCUCCCACCUUGUUGAAUUAGAGUCCUAAGCACCCAUCUCUGUAGAUGCAUGUUUAUCACAUGUGCAGAAUAGUUUGAGGUUCACGAGGGAAGCCGUCUUGCGGAUUUUGGCUGGACCCGUGUACGAAUUACUGGGGCUGGCUUCUUUAAACGGAAUGUAGAAGUACCCUUUUGAUAAUAAUUAAUUGUGGGAUUUUAACCAAAAAAUAAUAAUUAAUUGUGGAAUUCAUGUGGAUCUCGUAUUUAAUAGCUUGAGAUGCUGAAAAGGCUCUAUUUUGAUUUUA